Molecule: messenger RNA, 879 nt
Organism: Zygosaccharomyces rouxii
Lineage: Eukaryota; Fungi; Ascomycota; Saccharomycetes; Saccharomycetales; Saccharomycetaceae
Gene: VPS29
Product: retromer subunit VPS29
Exons: 2
Coding region: 1-879 (292 amino acids)
Biological process (GO): retrograde transport, endosome to Golgi; intracellular protein transport
Cellular component (GO): endosome; retromer complex
Source: RefSeq, a predicted model, not a curated record
AUGUUGGUGCUGGCAUUAAGUGAUGCGCAUAUUCCUGAUCGUGCAAUUGAUCUACCACUGAAGUUUAAAAAACUGCUAGGUGUAUCCAACAAGAUAUCACAAGCGAUACUGUUAGGUAAUUGUACGAAAUCCUAUGAAUUCCUAAAAUUUGUCAAUGAUGUUUCGUCAAAUGUUGUCAUUGUACGUGGUGAAUACGACAAUGGAUUAUUACCUGCAAGUAAGCAUAGUCGUACUAGGGAAAGUAUACCCAUUAAUACAGUUGUAAAACAAGGGGAUUUUAAAAUUGGCUGCUGUAGUGGCUAUACAGUUGUUCCUAAGAGUGAUCCAUUAUCAUUGUUAGCGUUGGCAAGACAAUUAGAUGUUGAUAUACUAUUAUGGGGUGGAACUCAUAAUGUGGAGGCCUUCACAUUAGAAGGUAAAUUCUUCGUUAAUCCUGGUAGUUGUACAGGUGUAUUUAACACAGAUUGGCCAUUCUCCAUUGAAGACGAAGAUAAGCAGGAGGACACAGAGAAGAAGAAGGACCAAAAUGAGGAAACCAAUCAGAACCAGGAAACAGGGCAACACCAAGAUAUAAAGGAAGAGGAUGACCAAAAUAAGCAGAAUCAAAAUCAAGAGAAUCAAAAUCAAAAUCAAGAGAAUCAAAAGCUAGAGGAAUCGAAUGUAGAUCACAGUCAAGAUAAAGAUGAACAUAAAGAUGAAGACGAAGACGAAGAGCCAGUUGAAGACGAUUUAGAACUUCCGGAACUCGAUAUUGACGGAUCUAAUACACCAAGUUUUUGUCUUUUGGAUAUUCAGGGUUCCACCUGUACACUAUACAUCUACAUUUACAUUGAUGGUGAAGUAAAGGUUGAUAAAGUUGUAUAUCAAAAGGAGGACUAA